GGCAGUCAAGUCAGUAAACUCUCAAGAUCAUGAAGGGGAUUUUAAGGUUGUCGGUGUACCUGUUUUUAGUGACUACAUCCACCCUUGGUGGGGUCUUUGAAGAUUGCAAGGAUUACACAUCGGAGAAGUGCCGGGAGGAAAUUUCAAAGGUUCUUAUGCAUAUAUCACCAAAGAAUUUGCUUCAACAAGACGUAUCAGCUGGACGAUCUAUUGGAUAUUCAUGGGAAUGGAAUUCGGAAUAUUGGUUAAAUUUGGGGCGCCAAUACGUCUUGGAUAGCAUUAAUAGGCAACUCAAUACGAAUCGUGCGAAGAAUGUGGUUUUCUUCCUUGGCGAUGGAAUGAGUAUUCCAACGCAAUUUGUUGCAAGAAUGGCAAUGGGUGGGGAAGAGCAGCAACUAUCAUGGGAGAAAUUCCCCUUUGCAGGACUCUCAAAGACAUACUGUGUGGAUUCUCAGGUGGCUGAUUCUGCGUGCUCAGGUACGGCCUAUUGGAGUGGAAUUAAGGCAAAUCUUGGUACAUUGGGGGUGAAUGCAAGAGUCCCCUUUGGGGAUUGCUACGCAGCACUUGAUGCAGCCACGCACACAGAAUCAAUUGCAAAGUGGGCAAUGGAUGCUGGGAAAUCUGUGGGAAUUGUAACAACAGCAAAGGUCACGAGUGCAUCACCUGCUGCUGCAUAUGCUCAUGUAUCAAAUAGAUUUUGGGAAAAUGACUCCAACAUCCGUGCAACUGGAUGUGAUCCCAAUAUGAUUGAUGAUAUUGCCAAGCAACUCAUUCUUGGACCCAUUGGAUGUCGCUUGAAUGUUAUCCUCGGUGGUGGUAGAGGAAAUAUGCGAGACUCAAAGAUUCCCGAUGAAGAGGGUGGAUUUGGGGAGCGCAAUGAUUCACGAGAUUUAAUCUCAGAGUGGCUAAACGAUGGUAGACCGAAUAAAAGGUACGUGUGGAAUAGGCAUGAUCUCCUAAAUCUACCCUAUGACACCGAAAGCCUCCUUGGCUUGUUCGAAAGUGGAGAUAUGCAGUUUUAUCUUGAGAGUCUGGACCGUAGAAGUCUCAUGACUGAGCCGACACUGGAGGAAAUGACCAGAGUUGCAAUUAAUGUUCUUAAGAAGAAUCAAAAUGGAUUCUUUCUUUUUGUUGAGGGUGGUAAAAUUGACCAUGGACAUCACUACACCCUCGCGAGGACGGCAUCUGCAGAAACCGUUGAAAUGCAUAAAGCCGUUCAAGCUGCUAGGGAAGUUCUAAAUGAAGAUGAUACGCUGAUCGUUGUUACUGCCGAUCACUCCCACGCAUUGUCGAUCUCUGGAUAUCCUACACGGGGACACGAUAUAUUCGGAAAGGAUGAUAGAUUUGAAGGGAAAGAUGGCCAACCCUACAUGACUCUAAACUACGCCAAUGGUCCAAUUUUAUCACCUCAGUACAAAGAAGUAGGACGCAUCAAUCCCGACAUAUCAAACUACAAGAAAUGGACAUCACCAUUCCCCUUCUACGUGCCCCUUGACAUUGCAACUCAUGCUGGUGAUGAUGUGGGAAUUUUUGCAUCAGGACCAUUUGCACAUUUAUUUUCCGGUACAAUGGAACAGAGUCAUCUACCGCACUUAAUAGCUUACGUGAUGUCCAUUGGGAAUGGACCAAGAUGUUGAAAAUAUUAUAAAAAAUAAAUGUGGUACUUAAAGAUUAAUUUUAAGAAAUUUA
Lutzomyia longipalpis is the source of this 1689-nucleotide messenger RNA. RefSeq names its product membrane-bound alkaline phosphatase-like. Lineage: Eukaryota; Metazoa; Arthropoda; Insecta; Diptera; Psychodidae. The record is from RefSeq and is a predicted model, not a curated record. The transcript is spliced from 2 exons. Gene Ontology annotation, molecular function: alkaline phosphatase activity. The coding region runs from base 30 to 1637 and encodes 535 amino acids. Gene Ontology annotation, biological process: dephosphorylation.